Molecule: messenger RNA, 5566 nt
Organism: Porites lobata
Lineage: Eukaryota; Metazoa; Cnidaria; Anthozoa; Scleractinia; Poritidae
Source: the annotation of a GenBank genome assembly
AUGGCCAACGACAACUAUACUGAAAAUACACCACUGAAAGCGUAUGAAGAACUCUUUUGCUCUGCUGAUUUAACUCAAGGGAUACACAGCCAACUGAUAUUUCUUUCAGGGCUGAACAUUCUCUUCUGUUUCACUGCUUUCUUUGGAAAUGCCGUGAUCUUAGUAGCUCUUCUCAAGGAAAAUUCCCUUCAUGCGCCGUCCAAAUUACUGCUGCGUUGCCUCGCUAUAACUGAUCUCUUCGUUGGCCUAAUCGUGGAGCCUCUUGAAGUCACUUUCUGGAUAUCUUUGGCACAUCAUGAACGAUCCAGCAUAUGCCGUUACGCGUUAGCUGUAGGUGCUAUUACUGGCUAUACUUUGUGUUUAGUGUCUUUGUUUACAUCGACUGCAAUAGCCGUGGAAAGGCUUCUCGCCCUUUCGCUGGGACUCAGAUACAGACAAGUUGUGACUUUCACAAGAACUCGUAUAAGCAUAACUGCUAUCUGGAUUGCGUCCAUUUUUGGUUCAACAGGGUAUCUCUGGAGUCAUCCUAUCUCCGAAUGGUACGGUUAUAUCGCUAUGGGACUGUGUCUAAUCGUCUCCAGUUUUUCCUACACAAAAAUUUUCAUUACUUUGCGCCACCGUCGGUAUCAAGUACACGCGCAACACAUUCCAGGAAACCCGUGUCAUUUGAAUCCGAUCAAUAUAGCUCGAUACAAAAAGGCUGUAUCAAGUGCGCUGUGGUUUCAGCUGACAUUAGUUGCCUGUUAUCUACCUUACAUAAUAACAGGCGCCUUCUUGACUGAAAGAGGAUUAACACCAUCUGGUUUCAUCGCCAAUGAAUUUGCUUUGACUUUACUUUACGCAAACUCGUCACUGAACCCAAUAUUUUAUUGCUGGAAGAUCAGAGAAGUUCGGCAAGCAGUUAAAGACACGAUAAGACAGCUUUUUUGCCAAUCGACCUUGAUUCUAACUUAAGUUAUACUGUGAAAGGUUUGAACCCAGGAGUCAUUUCAUAAGUAGGUUGAGUAUCAUCGUCUGGGUGAACAUAGUCCUGAAUAGGACUGUUGUUGACAUAGCCGCGUUGCAAACACUCUAAACCUUCUACACGCGAUACGUGGGCCGGCUGCCACGCAGGCUUUUGUUGACAGUGACUGACGUUUCGACAACCUGUGGGGUGGUCAAUUAAGUCGCUAUGUUAUUGGUCGUCUGCCAGUUAAGCCAUCAUACUCACUUUACUUAUUAAGUUAUACGCAGGGGCACCCAUCGGCAAUUUUCGGAAAAUAUCUGUUCGGAAGACGAUUUGAGAUCUAGAAUUUUCGGAACAUUUGUUGUAAAAUUUCUUGCUUGCCUGCCUCUCCUAGGAUUUUCGAACAUCUACAAAAUGGUAUAAUAACCCAUUUUUAACGGAUUUUUACCCUAAAAAAGGCCACCUAGAAUUUUCGGGAGCCUUUUCAUGGCUGAAAUUUUCGAAAAGGUAAGUUUUGAUCCCUAUAAUUUUCGGACCACUAGACUUUCAGCUAGGAAAUCUGAACAGAUGAAAAGUUUUUAGGGGAUAAAAAUAUGCCUAUAUCUACCGUUUAAAUACUAAUUACGUUCAACAAUGCUAUGUUAAAUGGUUUUGAACUAUAUUCCCGUUGGGUGCCCCUGUUAUACGGUUAUCAUUUUUUCGUUAUUGUUACAAUGUAUUUAUUCUUAAACAUUUCUACCUCGCAAUGCAACAAUGAGCAGCAAAGAAACUAGCCUAUCCACCCCCUUGUGAUUCUGGUGAAUAAAUCCCCCGCGAUUUUCUAUUAGAGAGCUUUAGGUCUCUGUUUUCAGAGCGCGCUCGACGAUCUCUUAAAAAAAUAGAGGGUCUGUGAACAGGCUACACAGAAACCUGUAGGUGGCCUUCAUUUUCAAGAUGGCGCGGUGUAGCUUAGCUCCGUUAGAGAAACCGCGCCGAAAUCACCGUUCUUAUGUGACAGCAAAAGUCCUAACUGAUAAGGUUUUCGUGCAGGGGCAAGAGUUAUCCGUCAGAGUGGAGACAUAAAGCCCUAUUUCCUAUCAAAUCUACAAAAAGUGAAAUAUAACUAUUAUCGCUUGAACUAGAGCUUUCCCCAUCUUUCCUCGGGAAAAAUCUGCCUCAAUAUCUCUAUAAAACCCAGCCCUUUCUAUCGUAUGAAUCUCGCUCUUCUUCUAAAGAGCACAAACACACAAUGACUUUUUUCAAUUUAGCCUGAAAGUUACCUGUAGCCACCCAGAAGUUCUUAAAGCUUUUUUUCACACUAUAGAGCGGUUUUCAUUAGAGUAUCGUAAAACCAAAACCAAAGUAAUUACUGUAGCCAAUCACAAAGGACACAGACAAAACAGUGAACCAAUUAAAACUCGAAGUAAUUACAUGUAGCUGACGCAAAGCGCGGGAAAAUGCAUGCGAGCGUGACACAAUUGGUUUUGGUUUUCCUUCUGAUUGGAUAAAAAAGUGGCGCGAAUCUUUUAAGCCAAUCACGUAGCGUAGUAAACGCAAAACCAAUUACCUUUCGACACUCAAAUGAAAACCGCUCUAAUGGAAAUCUUUUGCGCCAACACGGAAAUCAUGCCUGACAGGGCUUCGCUUCACACAUAACAACAGUGAAUUCGGUGCAAUCUCUGUAACGAAGCGAAUGCCGAUCGCUAUAGUGGAGAGUCACGUAUCGGAUAGGUGUUCACUCUAUACCGAAUAGCUUGCCGUGCCAACGCGAAAAGCUAUCCCCCGCCAUAGUGUGAACAUGGCCUAAGUUAACUGCCGCAGUAUUUGAUUGGCAUUCAGUUUUUAAGACACAGACUUCCUUAAGUAUGCAACAUCACAGGUUACCCAAGCUUGAAAUAUGAGUAUCGGUUUGUUGCGUAACAUUCGAAACAUAAGGAUUUGUAUGGAGGAAAAACGGUUUCUGUAAAGUACGAAUGUGAUAAUUUUUCCCAUAGAAAUUUUAUCUUUCAAAGGUUACGCAACAAUGCAGACACUUUUAUGUCGAGCUUGCGCGACCUGUGGUAGCACUUAACUUUCUGUGAGGUUUUUUUAAAUUUGUCUAAAUGUGAAGGACGCCCAACUAAAAAACGGUAUUAGAAACUGGGGGCAACAACCGUGAUUGCGGAAAAUCUGGUUCGUGAAAAAUUUCACACAGGAAUAUUACUUAAGAUACAUGUGUGCAGGCUGUAUAUUAGGGGACAUUUCAAUUUUAGGUGGUCUAUCAUCUGCAAUAUUUGAACACAGCUAAAACGUUCCACUUUAUUAUAAAAAUGCGACGGACAGAUCAGUCUAAAAUCACAGUAAACAUCGCCGCGACAAAUUCGCCAGUGUACGGUCAUUAACCCUUCAAAGAGGUCAUCUCUGCAUGAAGUGCAAAUCCGACCACCUCUAGUUGCGGACACUUUCUCCUUCUUCUACAAGUGUCUGCUGAAGGGAAGCUUCGACAAUAAAACAGCAAGAGAUUCUUCUGCCAUUAGAGAGAAUAGUACAUUCUAAAUAUAUCUGAAAGCGCAACAUCAUGUCAAUUAUGCGUUGACACAUUAUCGGGACCUUAUAAGGAACAAAUGUGUCAAAAACGUACUUGGAAAUGUGAUUCUAAAGUUUCUUAAAAAAAUAACGAGAGGAAAGUUUGUGUAUUCUAGUAUUAAUGAACAGUUUUAAUUUGCCAAAUCAGUGAGAUGUUUAUUUCUUAACGGUUUAUGUUUUUUCAGUCUGACUCUCUAUAUUAUGAUAUACUACCAGUGUAAAUUUCCUGUUUACCUUGCAUGUAAAAGAAAUUUUGGUGACACAUUUGUUCGAAGACUUUGAAAAAUAUGUAUUUAGCAGCAAUUUAAUUUGGGGACUUGAAUACAUUUUGCCUCAUAAUUACUUGACUUCUGCCUUUUUACGGACUAAAACUUAAGGAAUAAAUGACACUUACAAUGAACAGCAGUUAGAUUUUUGUGGCAUAAGAUCACAAACGUCAACCAUACUUUAAAUGCCACAAAGAAAGAAUCACGAUACAACUUUCUACAAUUUAUAAAAUUGAAUUUUGAAGGAAACAAUCGAAACUGAGACCACAAUGACACAUGUUAGCCUAGCCUUUGAAAUGGCCAGAUGGCGCAGUCACAAUCUAAUAAGUCUAAUAACAAAGCAAUAAAACUUUACUUUGGUGUAUUUUAAGUAAUUUAGGAACUGAUAAUAACAAGGGAGUGAAAAUCUCGAAAUAGUGGGGAUUCAGGUUAUCAGUCGAAGCUUUCUAUUCAUUUCAUGAUUUGGGAAAUUAUUUACUGAGCAGUCGAAUAUUUUUCAUUCUCAGUCAUUUUAUUCAGUCAUAGAUUUUGAAGACAAGCAGGCUGCUGAUGAGAUAAAAAAAAAGCAAUUUCCUUUACGUUGAUUUUUUAAUCGAUAGUAAAAGCACGAAGGGGUGGUUGUUUGGUUUAUUACCAAAAAAUUAAUACUUGACGAUUGUAUAAAAAUCACUGAAUUUUGACGUUUGUUUACAAGGAUUUGGCCAUGCAAAAUUUGUCUUCCGGAGUAAGUUCAUUUUUAACGCCUCUCAAUCACUCAUUUUGAUCACAAAAAAGUUAUCAGCAGAAGAAGUUAACUUCAAUUUGAAGACAUCUAAUUCAAAACGCCCGUAGCUGGCCAAUACAUUCAGUUACGUGACGCGACACGUACAGCGCCGGCCCUUAAAAACAAGCAAUCACACGGUAAAAAAUCAUGGCACAAACAAAUUUUAGUGAAGAGAGCUUGAAAAAACUUCAAGAACUGUAUAACUACUGCUUGGCAGAAUUAGUCGGAGGGAUACGCAACCAACUGAUAGUUCUUUCAGGGAUUAACGUUCUUUUUUCCAUUACAGCAUUCGUAGGAAAUUCUCUGAUUCUUGUUGCUCUUCGCAAAGAGAAUUCCCUUUAUCCGCCGUCCAAAUACCUUCUUCGUUCACUCGCUACAACUGAUCUCUGCGUUGGCCUCAUUGUGGAGCCUCUUGCAGUGACCUUUUGGAUGUCUUUAGUGUAUGAACGAUGGGGUAUAUGUCGCUUUGUACUAACUGUAGACACUGUCGCAAGCUAUAUGUUGUGUUUAGCGUCUUUAUUUACGCUGACUGCAAUAAGCCUGGACAGACUCCUUGCUCUUAUUCCGGGGCUCAGAUACAGACAGAUUGUAACUUUGAGGCGAAGUUUUAUAGUUGUAGGUGUACUUUGGUUUGUGUCUACUUUUGUUACAACGAUACACGUUUGGAAUCCUUCUAUAGCUGAAUGGUGUACCUAUAUAUUUGUACCAUUGUGUCUAGUCACCUCUAUUUUCUCGUACUCAAAAAUCUACUUGACUGUGAAUCACCAACAAAUUCAAGUCCAAGACCAUCAAGGCCGGGCGAUUCCACGUAACGUUUCACGGUAUAAAAGGGCAGUAAACAGUGCGUUGUGGCUACAAUUGACCUUAAUUACCUGCUAUCUGCCUUAUAAUAUAGCAAGGGCGUUGUUGACGAAGAGAGGGCUGUCUCCCGAAGGUUUCAUCACUAAGGAUUUUGCUUUAACUCUGCUUUACGUAAACUCGACUAUAAACCCAUUACUCUAUUGCUGGAAGAUCAGAGAAGUAAGGCAAGCAGUGAAGGACAUGAUA